AGCACGCGAAGCCUACACUGGAACCUGGAAUCGAAGCAUCGGGUUGACCCCUCAACCUCCGCGACAACGACAGGUUCGAUCAUUCAACGACAUUUGAGUGAGACACCAUAUACGGGCGCAUUUAAUACCUCUAUCUAGCCGCAUUCCCUACACGUCGCAUUCCUGCGGCGCAAUCAUCAUGCCGAUCGUCAAGCAGCACGAGAAGCACGAUGCGAAGCGCAAGCUGGACGAAAACGCUGGAUCAGAGGCGAAGCGCGUCAAGAGCGAAGGUACGAGGGUCUCGGAGGCUCCAGACGGUCCGGUGAAGACGAAAGCACUAUUCAGAGAAUCCAAAGCGGUGAUCGAAGAGCGCAACGGCGAAAUAGAGUUUCGCGUUGUGAACAACGACGGCACGCGGGAGAGCACAAUCAUCCUGUCAGGUCUCAGAAACAUAUUCCAGAAACAGCUGCCCAAGAUGCCGCGGGAUUAUAUUGCGCGCCUAGUCUACGAUCGCACCCACUUGUCCAUGGCCAUCGUCAAGAAGCCGCUCGAGGUCGUCGGAGGCAUUACGUACCGGCCGUUUAAGGGACGGCAGUUUGCGGAAAUUGUCUUCUGUGCCAUAUCGGCGGACCAGCAGGUUAAGGGCUACGGUGCGCAUCUCAUGUCACAUCUCAAGGACUAUGUGAAGGCGACCUCCGACGUGAUGCACUUUCUGACCUACGCCGACAAUUAUGCUAUCGGCUACUUCAAGAAACAAGGCUUCACCAAGGAGAUUACGCUGGAAAAGAAAAAGUGGAUGGGGUACAUCAAGGAUUACGAGGGUGGUACGAUCAUGCAGUGUUCUAUGAUCCCGAGGAUCAGGUAUCUGGAGGUCAGUCGCAUGCUGGCUAAGCAGAAGGAGGCCGUCAACGCGAUGAUCCGGGCCAACUCCAAGUCCCAUAUCGUGCAUGCGCCGCCAAAGGAGUUCAGGAACGGCCCGUGCAAGAUCGAUCCAUCCUCGAUCCCCGCGAUACGGGAUGCAGGCUGGUCACCAGAGAUGGACGAACUCGCUCGACAGCCCAAGCACGGACCCCACUACGCGCAACUGCUCCACCUUCUUUCCGAGAUGCAGAACCACCAUUCUGCCUGGCCAUUCCAGAAACCAGUCAACGCCGAAGAAGUGCCCGAUUAUUAUAACGUCAUAACCGAGCCGAUGGAUCUGGAGACCAUGGAAAAGCGUCUGGAAGAAGAUGCUUACGCUACACCCGACGACUUCGUCAAAGAUGCGAAGCUGAUCUUCACCAACUGUCGCAAGUACAAUAAUGAAACGACUUCGUACUGGAAGAACGCCAACAAGCUGGAGAAAUUCAUGUGCUCAAAGUUGCGUGAGAUUCCCGAGUGGUCGCAUCUUGCCGACUCGUGAUCGUGAUCGUGAUCAGGGUUCCCUAGAUGAUGUACUCUAUGUAGCCCCCCAUAGUGCUCUACUUUAGAUCAUUUAGAUCAAGUGAAGGAUCGGUCUGUUUUCUUUGGAGGUCAUUUUUUUACAGCGUGUAGGCAGCGUGGUGGCGUGGUGGCGUUCAUAGGUUCACUCUUUACAAUUGUUUGUUGGGUCUCUGUCUCCUGGUCCGGGGGGCAAGUUUAAUGUUU
This is a messenger RNA of Tricharina praecox, 1605 nucleotides long. RefSeq lists its product as uncharacterized. Gene Ontology annotation, biological process: chromatin remodeling; positive regulation of transcription by RNA polymerase II. Gene Ontology annotation, molecular function: histone H3 acetyltransferase activity; protein binding. The record is from RefSeq and is a predicted model, not a curated record. The transcript is spliced from 6 exons. Bases 179 to 1381 code for a protein of 400 amino acids. Gene Ontology annotation, cellular component: histone acetyltransferase complex. NCBI's taxonomy places the organism in Eukaryota, Fungi, Ascomycota, Pezizomycetes, Pezizales, Pyronemataceae.